This is a messenger RNA of Anarrhichthys ocellatus (wolf-eel), 1927 nucleotides long. RefSeq names its product derlin 2 (gene derl2). The transcript has 7 exons. The record is from RefSeq and is a predicted model, not a curated record. Lineage: Eukaryota; Metazoa; Chordata; Actinopteri; Perciformes; Anarhichadidae. The coding region runs from base 29 to 748 and encodes 239 amino acids.
AGUGCCGGAAGCUUCCAGUCUGUUCAAAAUGGCUUACCAGACACUACAACAGGAGUACCUACAGAUUCCUGUUGUUACCAGGGCAUAUACAACCGCCUGUGUCCUCACAACUGCUGCAGUGCAACUAGAGAUCAUCACACCAUUUCAGCUAUACUUCAAUCCAGAUCUGAUUCUAAGGAAUUACCAGGUAUGGCGACUAAUAACCAACUUCCUGUUUUUUGGUCCAGUUGGCUUCAAUUUCCUGUUCAAUAUGAUUUUUCUGUAUAGAUACUGCCGGAUGCUGGAGGAGGGCUCCUUCAGGGGACGCACGGCUGACUUUGUCUUCAUGUUCCUCUUUGGUGGCCUUCUGAUGACCAUAUUUGGCACUUUUGUAAGCCUGGUGUUUCUGGGCCAAGCCUUCACUAUCAUGCUGGUGUACGUGUGGAGUCGGCGAAAUCCAAACGUUCGCAUGAAUUUCUUUGGCCUGCUGAAUUUCCAGGCCCCCUUCCUUCCCUGGGUGCUGAUGGGAUUCUCACUUCUGCUGGGAAACUCCAUCAUUGUUGACCUUUUAGGUAUCGCUGUUGGCCAUGUGUACUUCUUUCUGGAGGAUGUUUUCCCCAACCAGCCAGGUGGUGGAAGGUGGCUCAAGACCCCGUCUAUCAUAAAGAUGCUGUUUGACACACCAGAGGAAGAUGCCAACUACAACCCUUUGCCCGAGGAGCGCCCGGGAGGGUUUGCCUGGGGAGAGGGACAGCGCCUUGGAGGUUAAAUAUGGCCACAGGUGGUGUCUGAUUGUCAGGUCACUUUCAAGGACAGUCCCUCAGAGAGAUGAAGUGGAUGAACACGGUCUUUGUUUUUGACUUGUUUGUUUAGUUCUGGAUGAAGAUUGCCAGAUAUAGAGAUAACGUCUGUUGUCUCUGUAUAUGGGCUUAUAUCAUCCCCAGAAACUCUUCUUGAUGCGAGAGCCUUGCUCUAAGACUCUUUGAGAGAACACAAGCUCCUGAAGGAACUCUGGAUUGUGAGCCUUUGGCCUCCGGUGAUGUUUUUUUUUCAAUCUAAAAAAAUAAAAAAUAAAAAAGGAUACAAAACAACUCUCAUAUUAAAGAGAAAACAAUGAGAGCAGUAAAAUAUCUAAAUGAAUUUAUUCAGAUGGCCAGUGCAUUCUUUUUCUCAUUUCACUUUUUAAAGAAAUAAAUGUGUGUGGCAAAUGAUGCUUUGGUUUGAUCUCUUUGAUCUGUAGAAGUAUUGCUUGAAACCAAAAACAUCUCCGACUAAUUGAUACGUACAAAUAGCAUUGUUGUCUGUAGAACAGCUCUUGUAACUGCAUUCUCUGUUCUCACAGCAGCUCAUUGUGAUAUAAAUAUCAAGAUUUGUACUAUUUUCUCAACUCCAUCUUUUCCUCCUAUCAGGUUAAGUUUUCACAGCUGUACUCCUUUUGUGUUGUAUUUGAUACAAACAGCCUUAAAUCAGAUAUGUGUAGUUAUGUCAUAUACAAAGGGGUGAGUCUUGCCAAUGUUAUUGUUUGUGACAUCUCCUCUGGUUUUUUUUUUUAUGGAUUUUCCACACAUUUUGAAUUCUGUUGUUUCUAUUUUUUAAAUGUUGCCAUGUUAUCUGGUUUGUGGGAAAUGGAUUAUGAAUCCUGGUAGAUAAUAUUUGACCUGUUUGUUGUUCUAGAGAAGGGAUAAAAGAAGCUAAUGAGAUGAAGUGUGAAAUGCAUAUGUCACAUUGGGAGGAUUGAAAAGCUUUGUUGAAUUAUGCUUGCCCUGGAACAAAAAAUAUAUACAGUAUAUGGGCCUAAUUUGAGUUUCUAAUCAUCUGUACUACUGUAUAGUGGGUUGAGAUGAGUAAUGGACUGUAGUGAAGUCAUAGUUUUUUAUGUAUUACAACUGGUUAUUCUGUUGUAUUUUGCACUUCUCAAUAAUCUUAAGAAAACUGCUGUACAAAUGGA